Rhinolophus ferrumequinum (greater horseshoe bat) is the source of this 5161-nucleotide messenger RNA. RefSeq names its product baculoviral IAP repeat containing 2 (gene BIRC2). Gene Ontology annotation, cellular component: cytoplasm; spindle microtubule; nucleus. The transcript has 9 exons. Gene Ontology annotation, molecular function: ubiquitin protein ligase activity; cysteine-type endopeptidase inhibitor activity involved in apoptotic process. The record is from RefSeq and is a predicted model, not a curated record. Gene Ontology annotation, biological process: negative regulation of apoptotic process; regulation of cell cycle; positive regulation of protein ubiquitination. Lineage: Eukaryota; Metazoa; Chordata; Mammalia; Chiroptera; Rhinolophidae. The coding region runs from base 2804 to 4663 and encodes 619 amino acids.
AUUUUCCCAUACAUAAGGAAGAUUCUGUAACUUUCCGAGAAAUACUGAUUUGAACUAAAUACUAAACUACUACCAAACUCUUCUUGUGCAUAUUUGAAAGUUUUUAGUCAUUGGGAGCCAUGACAUUUCUUUUCUCUGUAUCAUAAACUGUUAUGAAUACUUUCUUUUUACUAUUAACAUUGCAACAGAAGACCUCCUGUUUCGUGAUUGACUGGCAGGCAGAAAUGACAGGGACAGGAAAUGGGAAAUGGUUCAGGGUCUUGGAAUUCCCCAGAUGCCUAAUUAAGUGGCUUGUUAUUUGGAAGUUUUUGAAAUGUUUGCCCACUGGAGUUCCCCCCGAGGAAAAGCAUCUGAUUUUAUUGACAAAGAGUGUCUUCACAGAACAUAAAUUAAGAAAUUCGCUCCUGCAAUACAACAAACAUUUACUGCACGCCACUGCUUUUGUGAUACUAGGUGUGGGAGAAGACAAACCUCCAUGACUAGUGACAUCAAGAUUUCUUAUUUGCAAUCCUCUAUCAAUUAUUCACUGAACCAUUUAAGACUUCAUCGAUAAGUCGGCUCCUUUGUGGUUCACGUACGAUUUUAUAUAUAAACACAUAUAUGAACGUAUACAUUCUAUUUGAGUCACAUUCAGAAAAAUGUGACUUCAUUGGGAGUGAAGACUGGUCUGAAAUACCGUCCACGUUGCUAGCGAUGAGCUUUUGAAAUAAGGACACUUUUUCGUUAGUGCAUAUGUCUCCAGAACAGAAAAACAAAGUUGAAAAACAAGUUUAAAAACGAAAGCUACAUUGGUUGGUUAUAGAUUCAUAAUACAAUCCCUAAAGAUUAUAAAAUCAGAACUUCAAAAUUAAUCUUCUGAUGCUGUUCUACUUUCCACCACUUGGCUUUUUUCCAGUUCCACCGCCAGCUGUGAAUGUUUAUGUUAGGCAGCUGUGUUCUGAGGAAAAACGGUUACAACUGUUUUAAACGGUUACAACUGUUUACUUAAUUGAAGCAAAAAUGCCACGAGGUUGACUCCAUCCUCAAAUGCAGUCAUCUACGACGAGUGGAGGAGUCACACGAGAGGAAUUUGGCCAGGAGUUGGAUCAAAUAACUCAGAGCGGAACGCGGAGAAGAUGCGCAAAACCACCGGCCCACGGGUGUUUCCGCAGGGCUUCCCAAGAGUCAAACUCUUCGGCUCACGGUUUGCCACGUUCCCCUCGGGAGAAUGUUAGGGACAGAAAGAGAAGGAAACGCCAAAAGUCCUCAAACCGCGAGAUUAAAACUCGAAACACCGAGCUGACGGAAACCGUCUGCGCCCCUCCCGAAAACCGUAGACUCCCCGGCGCCCUCGCGCGGCGGUGACGCAGGCCCCGGAUAAGCGCGCUGACGUCACCGUGCGUCGGCAUGGGCCUGGCGUGGGCUGCGGACUUUGGAAGCGUUGACCCGGAGCCAGCCGGGGCGCAUCUCUUGUCCGCGCCGUUGCUCUCGGGUGUGUGGAGCCCUCCAGGCGACCGCGCCGUUUCCGUGUGUGCUGCGCCUGCUCUGAGAUUUAUAACCCUGAAGAGACUACUUUUUUCCUCUCAUUUUUUUCUGCUGCAGUAAUAAAUCCCAUUAUGGAGACCUAGAAACUUUAUAAAGGGAUAUAGUUUGAAUUCUGUGGAGUGUAAUUUUGUGUAUGAAUUAUAUUUUUAAAAUAUGAAGGGUUUUUAGAAAGAAGGCUAGUAGGGUUAAUUGCUGGUACAUUAUGCAUAACAGUAAUUUUGUUGGUAAUAUAAUAGUUUAUUAGGCAUUUGUGAUAACACUGGAAAGGACAAGCAGCAUCUUGAUAAAUUGAUUUAUCUUUAAAUACAAAAUGAAUGAUACUAUAGGUACAUCAUCCUUAAAUGAAAGACAGGUUAAUUUUUAAAUGCAGUGUAAAAAGUUUCUGCUGUGGGAGUUUUAAGGUUAACUAGUUAAGUCUAUGGAGAAAAUACCUUCAUCAACUGAUCAAGUAUAAUAAGGUGGUAUGCAAAGUUAGGAAGAAAGACAACAUAAUCAUGCUGCAGGAAAUGGAAACAUAUAGACAAUAAUUUAAAAAGAUGGAAAAAUUAGCAGUUUGUGAGUUUUAAGCAAAAUUUAUUUCAUUUGACAUUAGAUAUACUGUAACAGGCAUAGGUUAAAAAAGUUGUGGGUGUUGACUGUCCCCAAAAGCUGUUAGCUGAAACUAAUAUAAUCCACUUGAGUAAAUACUGUGAUGAUAAGCUGUGUGAAAUUAGUCUUUAGAUAAUGUGACUAUAUGAAGACUUUAAUUCUUGUUUACUAGACUGAAACUUUUUUUUUUGAUAAUCAUAUUAAAAUACUUAUAGGGAAAGAAGCCUGCUUAUAGUUUUUCCUCUUGUAGCAUAAUCAGUAAUUGGCUUGAUAUCUAGGGUUUGUAGCUUCUAACCAAAAGCACAUUAAAGGUAUAAUUUAGGUAUUCUAUAGUUGUUUAGAAUUUUGGGAAUAUAAACCUCCUUGAAAAGUCGAGUAGUUUUAACAUAUUUUCAGAAGUGUGUCAACUUCUUUCAGGCCAUUGGGUUAGUAUUACAUCAAAUAAUGAGCAAAUAACACUUGAGUUAUCUAAAAGAGUUAAUAUUAUAUAAUCCCGAAGAGUACUAAAAAGUAUCUUGGUAAUUUAUAGGAGAUAUUCAUUCUACCUGUGUGUAAAUUCAGGUGUAAAUCCAGUAAACAGUAAAGGUCUGGUGAAUUUGACAUAAGUAGGAGCCUAUCAUUUGAUUCUUUCUUAUAGUAAUUGAAUUUAGUGUGAAGAAAUAAGAGAUUGCAUCAAAAAGUAAAGUCACUCAUGCACAAAACUACCUCCCAACGACUUGUCGCAGGUCCUUUGUAUCAAAAAAUUAAGAGUAUAAUGGAAGAUAGCACCAUCUUGUCAAAUUGGACAAUCGGCAACAAACACAAAAUGGAAUAUGACUUUUCAUGUGAACUGUACAGAAUGUCUACAUAUUCGACUUUCCCUGCUGGUGUUCCUGUCUCAGAAAGGAGUCUUGCUCGUGCUGGUUUUUAUUACACUGGUGUGAAUGACAAAGUCAAAUGCUUCUGUUGUGGCCUGAUGCUGGAUAACUGGAAAGAAGGAGACAAUCCUGUUGAAAAGCAUAAAAAGUUGUAUCCUAGCUGUAGCUUUAUUCAGAAUCUGGUUUCUGUUACUAAUUUGGAAUCUACCUUUAAGAAUACUUCUCAGAUGAGAAACAGUUUUACACAUUCAUUAUCUCCCACUUUGGAUCCUAGUGACUCAUUCAGUGGUUCUUAUUCCAACCUGUCACCAAAUCCUGUUAAUUCUCGAGCAGUUGAAGACUUAUCCCCAUUGAGGACUAACCCCUAUAGUUAUGCAAUGAGCACUGAAGAAGCCAGAUUUCUUACUUACCAUGAGUGGCCAUUAAGCUUUUUGUCACCAUCAGAAUUGGCAAGAGCUGGCUUUUAUUACAUAGGACCUGGAGAUAGGGUAGCCUGCUUUGCCUGUGGUGGGACACUAAGUAACUGGGAACCAAAGGAUGAUGCUAUGUCAGAACACCGAAGACAUUUCCCCAACUGUCCAUUUUUGGAAAAUUCUCUAGAAAUGCUGAGGUUUACCAUUUCAAAUUUGAGCAUGCAGACACAUGCAGCUCGACAGAGAACAUUUAUGUGCUGGCCAUCAAGUGUUCCAGUUCAACCUGAGCAGCUUGCAAGUGCUGGUUUCUAUUAUGUGGGUCGCAAUGAUGAUGUCAAAUGCUUUUGUUGUGAUGGUGGCUUAAGGUGUUGGGAAUCUGGAGAUGACCCCUGGGUAGAACAUGCCAAGUGGUUUCCAAGGUGUGAGUUCUUGAUACGCAUGAAAGGACAGGAUUUUGUUGAUGAGAUUCAAGCUAGAUAUCCUCAUCUUCUUGAACAGCUGUUGUCAACUUCAGACACACCUGGAGAUGAAAGUGCUGAUCCACCAAUUGUUCAUUGUGGACCUGGAGAAAACCAUUCAGAAGAUGCAGUCAUGAUGAAUACACCUGUGGUUACAGCUGCCUUGGAAAUGGGCUUCAAUAGAAGGCUGGUCAAACAGACAGUUCAGAGUAAAAUCCUAACAACUGGAGAGAAUUAUCAAACCGUCAGUGAGCUCGUAUUAGAUUUACUUGAUGCAGAAGAUGAAAAAAGACAAGAGGAGAAGGAAAGACAAACCGAAGAAAUGGCAUCAGAUGAUUUGUCAUUACUUCGGAAGAACAGAAUGGCUCUCUUUCAGCAGUUGACGUGUGUGCUUCCUAUCCUGGAUCAUCUUUUAAAGGCCAAUAUAAUUAACAAACAGGAACAUGAUAUAAUUAAACAAAAAACACAGAUACCUUUACAAGCAAGAGAACUGAUUGAUACUGUUUUAGUUAAAGGAAAUGCUGCAGCCAACAUCUUCAAAAACUGUCUAAAAGAAAUUGACUCUACAUUAUAUAAGAACUUAUUUGUGGAAAAGAAUAUGAAGUAUGUUCCAACAGAAGAUGUUUCAGGUCUACCACUGGAAGAACAAUUGAGGAGGUUACAAGAGGAAAGAACUUGUAAAGUGUGUAUGGACAAAGAAGUUUCUAUUGUAUUCAUACCUUGUGGUCAUCUAGUCGUAUGCCAGGAAUGUGCACCUUCUCUAAGAAAAUGCCCUAUUUGCAGGGGUAUAAUUAAGGGAACUGUUCGUACCUUUCUCUCAUGAAAAAAUAGGCUAUAUGUUAGCUUGUAUGUAAAAGUAUUUAAAAUAUUGUUGAACAUUUCAGACAUCUGAAAUAAAAAAAGAAUUAUUGGUUCUUUAAUUAGUAACAUUUGUGUUCUGCCCUGCUUUGGAACUAGUACUGUUGUUUCAAAAAAUAGAUAGUAUCAUAGAUCACAUUUAAUGUUAACCUGUUUAUAUGAAAGGGAAGACUUAUGUUUCCUGGGCUAUUUAGUGACUGUAGGAGAAAUUAAAGAGUAGUCUCAGUGCUAUUAUGUAUCAUUUCAGGAGUCACUGAAUUUGGUUUUCUUCCUGACAGCUUUGAGUACCACAUUAUAAUUUAAAAAAACUGGAAACCAGGAACUCUGGAGUUUAUCAAAGUUGCAGUGCCAAAUUCUCUGUGGUGUUUUUCACUUGUGUUGUAACAUACAAAAAUUUCUCUUACUGGUAAAUAAGCUUCUCCCUAAUUUGUGAGUAACAUCUUAAUAAAGUUCUUUAAAAAGA